AUGUGUGCCUGGGGAAACAACAACGAGGACUGGAACUUUGACAUGCCGUCAUUGGUAGAACCAGCGCGCUUUGGUGGCGGCGACGGAGGAAAUAUCCCACCACCGCGUGGAGCAAGAUUUGAGGCUAGCCAAGGCCUCAGCAUGGGCGCGUUUCCAGGAAUCGUAGAAAGUGGUUGGGGAGUUAGGCCCGGUACACCUCAUCCUCGACAACAAGUACCGCCAGGUUGGGAUUAUCAAGCACCACCACCACCCCAUAGCGCUCCGGGAGCCUUCUACCAUCCUAAUUUACCUCAUCCCUCACAAAUGCCGGCUCAUUACAACAACAUGCACUCACCAUGGGCGCACGCUCACGGUCAAGGUCAAUCGACGUUCACACCUCGGGAAGAUGGAUUUUCAAGCUUAGCGUGGAGACCGCCGGACUAUGACAUGGAUCGUGCUUCGUACGUAGAAUAUGGCGGAGGCGCCUACGCUAAUGGUUAUGGUCGAGGUCCUCCACCUGGCAGUGCUCCGCCUCGUAUUGGGCUUGGGCUUGGAUUUGAAGCAGGAGGGGGGAGUGAAAAUCCGUAUACAGACCAGCCUAUGAACUCCGGAGGAUACUUUGCCAACGCCGGUCGUCAUCAUCGGUCAAAUUCUCGAAAUCACUCACGUUCGCGUCAAAGACAGGAACCCAGGGAGGAUGCAUAUGGUUGGGGCGCGGAACCAGCGGGCGCAUGGGGCGAAGAUCAGCUAGAUGAAGAGGACGAGGAGGAAGAAGGAAUGCGUCGUGCGAGAGCGGAUUUGAUGCGAAGCAUGGAUCGUGGACACGAGAAUGCGACUUCGGGUUCUGCAGACUGGGAUCUCAUAGAUUCAUUCAGUGGAAUGGGAAUUCAGGAUGGCCAACGCGACCGCUCGAGACAUCGGGGUCGUUCGCGCUCUCGUAGUCGGCACCCAGACAGGCACAGGCGGAAGUCUGCAAUGAAACGGUCUUAUUCGAACGACAUGGCGCCACAGGCAUCGACAAAUUUCAAUAUGGAACCGCCCAGAUCUAGAGAAAGGAUGGAUAGAUUGGCAUGGCCAAGCCAAGAUAGCCCGUACGGCUCUAAUAAUCGACUCGUAGAAAACCAAAUAUACGGUCCUCAAGACCGAGUCAGACGACCGAGAGACUGGCGAGCUGAAUACUCUGUCAAACCCAACAUCUUUACCCGUUUCUCUCCUCGUCAAUGGCAUAGCUCAGACGUCAUUGAGAUGAAUGAUCCAGUCAAACGCGUCCCUAACUCGCUCUUGCACCGCACAUCCUCCUCCCACCCCCCUACGUUCAUUGAUCUCCGGAUUCCCAUCCAAACUCAAAUGCAACUGCACGCCGAACAACGUACUCAUUUCGGACAUGGCAGCGGGGGAAUUUUCCCUUACCUCAACCGCCCUCCUAAUAGUAUUGAUUUCGCACAAAUGGCAUGCGAACCUGCGUCUCCGCAUAUGCGGUUAUAUCAUCCGAGGUUGCCGUGGUAUAUUGACCUUAUGUCGGCGUCUGCUGUUGCAGCCAGUCGAGCAGGCGCAGGUCCGAGCACACCGGGAUUUGGGGUCGGGUAUGGUGUUAUUGGGUUGACGGUCUGGGAGGUCAUCGAAGGCGUGUGGAGGGAACUGCAAAAACAGAUCACGAGUAGAGAUUUUUAUAAUGAGGAAAUGGGAACUGUCAUGACCGGAGGAAGGACUCGAAGUACGAGCUUGACAUCACAUUCACCAUUUUCAUCACAUAUGCCUCUGACACCUUUAUCGUCGAAUUCCGCACUUCCUUUAUCUCCUGGUCACGGCUAUGACAUGUACGGACAACCACAGCCUCAACCAACUCAGACAGCUCGGGAUCUAGUAUCGAUGGCAUUCCGUUCACGGUGCAAAUUUGUCGGACAAGAGCUUUUUGGGGACUCGAAGCGCGCGAAGCUUGAUUUUGGGCAUUUCGGUGAAGGGGAGGCGAGGGAAAUGAGUAAGGGUGUGAGAAGGGUUGAUUGGUUGGGGAUGGAGGAAGAGUGGGUGUGGACUGGAAUUGUUAGAAAGAGUUCAGGGAUGUGGGAGAUUAAAACGAGGAAGGCAUGA
Lentinula edodes (shiitake mushroom) is the source of this 2067-nucleotide messenger RNA. RefSeq lists its product as uncharacterized. The coding region runs from base 1 to 2067 and encodes 688 amino acids. The transcript is spliced from 2 exons. The record is from RefSeq and is a predicted model, not a curated record. NCBI's taxonomy places the organism in Eukaryota, Fungi, Basidiomycota, Agaricomycetes, Agaricales, Omphalotaceae.